This is a messenger RNA of Maylandia zebra (zebra mbuna), 1364 nucleotides long. It is a transcript of the gene parapinopsina, whose product is annotated as parapinopsin a. NCBI's taxonomy places the organism in Eukaryota, Metazoa, Chordata, Actinopteri, Cichliformes, Cichlidae. Gene Ontology annotation, cellular component: membrane. Gene Ontology annotation, biological process: visual perception; G protein-coupled receptor signaling pathway. Gene Ontology annotation, molecular function: G protein-coupled receptor activity. The record is from RefSeq and is a predicted model, not a curated record.
AUGGAGAGUGCUGCCUUCCACAGAAACUCUUCAUCAUCUAACAGCUCAGCCAACACGGAGCUCUUGUCCCGGACUGGUUACACAAUUCUGGCCGUUAUCAUGGGUGUGUUCUCUGCGGCAGGGAUCAUCCUCAAUGUCGUGGUGAUUGUGGUGACGGUGAAGCACAGACAGCUGAGGCAGCCACUCAGCUAUGCCCUGGUUAACCUAGCUGUUUGUGACCUGGGCUGUGCUGUGUUUGGAGGCCUGCCCACCACAGUAACCAGCGCCAUGGGAUACUUCAACCUGGGACGUGUGGGCUGUGUGUUAGAAGCCUUUGCUGUUUCCUUUUUCGGUAUAGCAAGUCUGUGCACAGUAGCAGUCAUUUCUGUUGAACGCUACGUAGUGGUGUGUUAUCCCAUGGGUGCGGUCCUCUUCCAGACCAGGCAUGCAGUUGCUGGAGUGGUACUGUCCUGGGUGUGGUCAUUUGUGUGGAGCACUCCACCUCUGUUCGGGUGGGGAACUUUUGAGUUGGAGGGCGUCAAAACCUCCUGUGCUCCUAAAUGGCAUAGCUGUGAUGUUGGGGACAUGUCCUACAUGAUAAUAUUCUUCUUCCUUUGCUUUGCCUUGCCCUUUUCUGUCGUCAUGGUUUCUUACUCGCGGCUUUUAUGGACUCUCCGCCAGGUAACCAAGCUGCAGGUAUCUGAAACAGGAAGCACAAGUCAUGUAGAGGUGCAGGUGGCACGCAUGAUAGUAGUGAUGGUGCUGGCCUUCCUAGUCACCUGGCUGCCAUAUGCUGCGCUUGCACUUGCUGUCAUGAUAGACUCCAGUCUAUAUGUUGACCCUGUCAUCGCUACCAUUCCUGUGUACUUUGCAAAAAGCAGCACUGUCUACAACCCCAUCAUAUACAUUUUCAUGAACAGACAGUUUCGAGGCUACACUGUUGCUGCGGUUCUGUGUGGAUGGGACCCCUGGUCCUCUGAGCCGCAAACAUCUGAGAACGAGACCACAGUUCCGUUUUUCAUCAAGACCCCCAAGAAAAUUGUGCCUAAAAAAUCUUUGGAAUAGAAAUGUGUAGAAAUUAUUAUAGUCUCACUGUUCUCAUUAUCAACCUCUGCAAUGUAGUGCAAGAUGGUUUUCACAAAUGUAAACAAAAUAUCAGAGAGUAAAAAUGAUGCAAUGAGCAAGAAGGUUGCACAAAUCUUAUGUAUUAAGGCAUAAAAAAUAACAGUAAUAAAAGCAGCAGUAAUAAUAAUAAUAAAAAAAAGAUUUCCCUGUUCAGGCAGGCUUCUUUCCUGUUGUCAUAACCUUUAAUGUAUUCAGACAACAGCACAACAUCUUUCUUGUCCUCUGUCAUUGAUAUUGUAGAUGCUGUCAUUGCUUUUUAU